Molecule: messenger RNA, 351 nt
Organism: Loa loa (African eye worm)
Lineage: Eukaryota; Metazoa; Nematoda; Chromadorea; Rhabditida; Onchocercidae
Exons: 3
Coding region: 1-351 (116 amino acids)
Source: RefSeq, a predicted model, not a curated record
AUGAUCACUGAUAUGAUAAAAGCAAUUAUGGAUACAUUAGGUGUAAGCAGUAAUCCAAGUUUUGUACCAAGAAUACAGGAUACAGGAAGCUUUUUGGCAUUGAUAAAUUCUGAUGAAUUCAUCCAUUUCCUACGAUUGAAUGGCCAAAAAAUUAUAUUUAUUAGUGGCAUAACAUUAGAUGGACCUGAAUCAUUAAAAGAGCAAUUAUAUAAUUUGAGAAAUAAGAAAGAAUUAUUUGCUAAAUUAUUGCAUACUUUUGUAAUAGCGCUAAGAUACCGUGCCGUAUUGUACUGUACUGUACCGUAUCAUUAUGUACCGCCGCAUACUAUUACGAUGCUCAAAAUUAAAUAA